This is a messenger RNA of Salmo salar (Atlantic salmon), 2462 nucleotides long. RefSeq names its product RNA-binding motif, single-stranded-interacting protein 3. Gene Ontology annotation, molecular function: RNA binding. Gene Ontology annotation, cellular component: ribonucleoprotein complex. NCBI's taxonomy places the organism in Eukaryota, Metazoa, Chordata, Actinopteri, Salmoniformes, Salmonidae. The record is from RefSeq and is a predicted model, not a curated record.
ACAAGAGAGAGAGAGAGAGAGAGAGAGAGAGAGAGAAUUUUACAAGAGCAGGAAAAGGGAGGAGCGCAGACAGGAGACUCUCUGGCUUGUCUGUCUGUUGGGCACCUGGGACACUGUCAUUGUGCUUCUCAUUCUAGUAUUUUUUUCUCUCCUUCUCUGAACCAGCGGACCGGUUGGGAGUCCUUUUUUUUCUCCGGUGCCGUAUCAAUUAGGAACUGGGAUUGUUUCUGUGUAAUCUGCUCUGCUCUGGCUGAACCGUUACACACUGCGAUUGCUUCAUUGGUUUGUUCCUGCCUGUCUCUUGCGUUCCGAUUCGGACCCUUCCCAAAGUGCAUCUGUUAGUGCGCUGCUGAGGAUAUAUCCUGUGUCCAACAGUACAACAUAGAGCAGCUGGGAUAUCAGACUAUAGAAGAGGGAGAGAGAGAGCAGCCGAGUGAGCAACAGAGAGAGGCAGAUACAGAGAGUGUGAGAGAGAUUGAAGCCGAGGAGCGAGGUAAGCUAUAGCGAGACAGCUUAAAUAGAAAAGUGAUCUUUAUAUCCUCCCCUUUUCCUUGUUUUUCCUUUUCUCCUCUACUACACUCUCCUGUGCCAGCAAUUUGUUCGCAGGACUGCUUAGAACCACUGCCACCUGCUUAUCUUCCUCCUCUACCUCUCUUCUCACGCGUUACUAUCCGACGCCAGCCAGUGAGGGAAAGACAGGACACGCAGACAGGACAAGCAGACAGGACACGCAGCAGCGUCCGUUUUUUAACUCUUGUGGGGAAUAUUUUUGAGAAACUGAACGAGCAUCUGCCGAGCUCUACUACAGGAGAUUUAACUGAAAGGCGUUGUCGGGCAGGAACUACCCCCACAGAGGCAACCCCUCUCCCAGCCACUCUCCGUCAGACGAACCCUGCUUGCUCUCCGGAGGACCAGCAGUGAUUCAACACACCAGUGUGGACGGGAAAAAUAAGGGACCUACAGUCAGAGAGCCAAGCCCCAGUACUACUAACGCUCGUCCGACCGCCUCCGCGCAACCAUUCCUUGCCACGGCGCUAAGGAUUCCAGCUAUAUGGGCAAGCGAUUGGAACAGCAACCAAUGUACCCUCAGUACACAUACUACUACCCCCACUACCUCCAGACCAAGCAGCCCUAUGCUCCACCCCCUCACCCCAUGGCUCCGCCUAGCCCCAGCCAUAACAGCUGCAGUCAUGGCGGAUCCGAGCAGCUGAGUAAAACUAACCUGUACAUCCGAGGCCUGCCCCCGGGGACCACGGACCAGGAUCUCAUCAAGCUCUGCCAACCAUAUGGGAAAAUAGUGUCAACCAAGGCCAUCCUGGACAAGAACACCAACCAGUGCAAAGGAUAUGGCUUUGUGGACUUUGAUAGCCCGGCUGCAGCACAGAAGGCGGUGUCGUCUCUCAAAGCCACCGGGGUGCAGGCUCAAAUGGCCAAGCAACAGGAGCAGGACCCUACUAACCUGUACAUCUCCAACCUGCCGGUGUCCAUGGAUGAGCAGGAGCUGGAGAACAUGCUGAAGCCCUUCGGUCACGUCAUCUCCACGCGGAUACUGCGGGACGCCAACGGGGUCAGCAGAGGGGUCGGCUUCGCCAGGAUGGAGUCCACGGAGAAAUGUGAAGUGGUGAUACAGCAUUUCAAUGGGAAAUACCUGAAAACCCCACCAGGCAUUCCAGCCCCCAACGAGCCUUUGCUGUGCAAAUUCGCAGACGGAGGGCAGAAGAAACGCCAGAGCCAGAGCAAGUACCCACAGAACGGGCGGCCGUGGCACAGGGAAGGCGAGACUGGUAUGCAGUUAACAUAUGAUCCUGCUGCUAUGCAGAAUGGGUUCUACACCUCGCCUUACAGUAUCGCCACCAAUCGCAUGAUCGCACAGACGUCCAUCACGCCCUUCAUUGCUGCUUCCCCCGUCUCCACAUAUCAGGUCCAGAGUACGUCAUGGAUGCCUCAUCAACAAUACGUUAUGCAACCUACAGGUGCAGUGAUCACCCCAGCCAUGGACCACACCAUGUCCAUGCAGCCUGCCAACAUGAUGGGCCCGCUCUCCCAGCAGAUGAACCAUCUGUCCCUGGGCACUACAGGAAGUUACAUGACUGCUGCGGCUGCCGGGGCGCCUAUGCAAGGGACCUACAUUCCUCAGUACACUCCUGUGCCUCAGACAGCCGUCCCUGUUGAAGGAGUGGUCACGGAUGCUUCUCCUCAGUCAGUGGCCCCCUCAUCGCAGGAUGUGAGUGGGCAGCAGCAGCAGAUCCAGGUGGAUGGCUCCAGUGAUCAUGUUACUGCUUACUCAUACCAGUCCAAAUAGUGACUGGCGCGGAGAAUAUUCCUGUGACAGCGUUGCCUUGAGACAGAGGGGUUGGCUGCACUGAGAAUGCGGAGAGAAGAGAGAUUGCUUCCAGAUUGCCCAGGCACCAAAAAAUAGACACUUUUUUCCAUUUCAUACCUGGAAGAGAGGAGGGGUGGGG